AUUGCAUUCGCCGGGUGCGCUGGGGGCAAACGAGUGGAGAUGCUCUAAGACUUGAGGUCGUGAGCCGGCUUUCCCCUCAGCUCCUCCGCCCGCGCCAUGUCGUCGUCAUCCCGCGUCGCGGAGAUCGAGGUUGUGGUGACCGACGGCGGCGCCAGGAAGGCGGCGGAGGGGGAGAAGCAGCCGGACCCCGUGGUGAACGUCUACUCGGCUGCGGCGUACGGGGAUCUGGAGCGACUGCGGCGGUUCGUGGAGCUUGACGGCGGCGGCUCGUCGCUCGCCGCGCCCGACGGCAACGGCUAUCACGCUCUCCAGUGGGCCGCGCUCAAUAACUACCCCCACGUGGCGCUCUACAUCAUCGAGCAUGGAGGGGGCGUGAACGCAGAAGACAAUUCGCAGCAGACAGCGCUGCACUGGGCGGCGGUGCGCGGGGCCACGGCCACGGCCGAUGUGCUGCUGGAGAACGGCGCGAGGCUAGAGGCAGCCGAUGUGAACGGCUACCGGGCAGUCCAUGUUGCAGCUCAGUAUGGCCAAACAACAUUCUUGCAUCACAUCAUCUCAAAGUAUGGUGCGGACUUUGAAGCUUUGGACAAUGACGGGAGGAGCUCUUUGCACUGGGCUGCGUACAAGGGAAAUGCAGAUACAAUCAGGUUACUACUGUUUAUGGAUGCUAAUCAAGUAAGGCAGGACAAAAAUGGUACCCUUCACUUGGCAGUGUUUAUCUUUUCUGUGCUGUUUAGUUACUCUUCGUGCCCCCACUUUUUUCCCCGCAUACACAAAUCUUACGCUAGGAAUAAUUGCUGAUUUUUUGAAUGUUGAGCUGUCCUGUACUAAGAGUAAACUGUACUUGCCAGGUUCUCUGCUCAUCACACUAUCUUAAGGCAUAUUUUGUGUGUGUGCCUUUUUAAGUUUUUAGCUAAUGAAAUCACAAAAUAUGGGGGUGGGGGGUGGGGGGAUCAGUUAUUUUCCUUUGAAAAUUAUGGAUGGUUGGAAAUGUACUCUUUUCUCUAAUUAGGUUACCAUAGAAUAUUGACAAUAGAUGUCUACCCAGGGUGGUAUGAGCAUGUAUGAGGAGCCAUGUGAUAAAGAAAUCGGAGAUAGGGCACAUGUUACAGAGCUAGCAGGUUUUAAUAAAGACAGAUCUUACAAGGUGGAGGUGAGCCUUUUGAUAGGAAAGCACAUGUCACUGGAAGCUCCUACUUGGCUUGUGUUCUGAUGCAUUCUGUCUGCUCCCUAUAUCCGAUUAUUUUCUGUUUCACACUUUAUACCAGACUUCCAUUCUCUUCCUUUGCUCUCCCUUAUCUAUUUGUCUUACUAGUCCAUUCAGAUUGCUUUGUAGCCGGCGCCAUGAGUACACAGCCUUGUCGCCCUUCGUGAGAUCACAUUUGGAUGGCUCCUUUGGCUUCACCUCACAUGGAUUGUUGAAGUGUAUAUGUGGAUUGCCUAGCCCUUUCCAUCAGUUGGGACUUUUGGUUGCGUUGGCUAGUGCAUGAAGCUUAAUAUGAUAUUAGAGCCUAGGUUUAGGUCUCUGGACACCGCAACUCGUCCUUAUGAUCCAAUAUUUUUUUUGUUUCCCUCUUGAUUGAUCUGUUCCUCUGGGUUGAUCUCGUCUUCCGCCAUCGUUCCCAUCUGGUUGGCCGCCGCUGCUCCACG
Messenger RNA from Triticum urartu, 1650 nucleotides. Lineage: Eukaryota; Viridiplantae; Streptophyta; Magnoliopsida; Poales; Poaceae. The record is from RefSeq and is a predicted model, not a curated record.